CAAAAUACAUGCAUAAUAUAAUGGAUGUUUCCUGGAGGCUCGCUCCAAGCUCCUUUGUCUUGAUAUUCUUCUUAUGUCUCCUUUCAGUCUGCAGUGUUUCUGUUUCUUCAUUAGAGGAACCAAAGGGCUUCAUCGUUUUCAUGUCGAAAUCCGAGAAGCCUCAGGUUUUCUCUACCCAUCAUGACUGGUAUUCAUCCAUCAUAUCUAAACACUCAUCAUCUGAGCUGUUGUACACCUAUGAACAUGUUGCCCAUGGGUUUUCUGCACGCCUCACUCCCUCCCAAGCCUCUGAACUAGCAAACGUUACGGGCGUCAUCUCUGUCCUUCCGGAUAACCUCCGCCAGCUCCAGACCACUAGGUCUCCCCAAUUCUUAGGCUUAACUACCCCCUCCUCUGUUCUGGGCCCUAGCUCUGAUUUCGGAGCUGAUAUUAUAAUCGGUGUUCUGGACAGUGGAAUCUGGCCGGAAAGGCGUAGCUUCUCCGACAAGGGUCUAUCCCCGAUUCCUGACAAGUGGAAGAACAAGUGCGAGGUUGGUCCAGAAUUUCCGGCGACUUCAUGUAAUGGGAAAAUCAUUGGUGCUCGUGCUUUUUACAAAGGCUUAGAAGCUGAUGAGGGAGAGCCAAUAGUUGAUGAACCGUUAUCGGCGAUAGAUAUUGAAGGGCAUGGCACACAUGUUGCGUCUAUUGCAGCUGGAUCUGUUGUUGGCGACGCUAGCUUUUUUGGACUCGCAGAGGGUGAAGCCAGAGGCAUAGCCACAAAUGCCAAAAUAGCAGUUUACAAAGUCUGCUGGCUAGGAGGUUGUUCCGAUUCCGAUAUUCUCGCUGCGAUGGAUCAGGCCGUUGCAGACGGUGUGCACGUGCUUUCGAUUUCCAUUGGGGACGAGCCUGCGCCGUACAGUGAGGAUCCCAUUGCAAUUGGGGCUUUUGGUGCGGUGCAGAAGGGAGUCCUCGUCUCCUGCUCUGCUGCAAAUAAUGGCCCCCGUCUAUCUACUUCCGACAACAAUGCGCCAUGGAUUUUGACGGUCGGUGCUUCCACUAUUGAUAGGGAAUUCCCGGCUGUGGUGACACUAGGGAAUGGCAGGAGCUUCACCGGCACCUCCUUGUACUCCGGGAGCUCAGCACCGACCACAAACCUAGUUUCACUGGUCCACGGUGAAGAAGCCAAAAGCUAUUUCUGUAUUUCCGGAGAACUCGACGCUUCAAAAGUCAAGGGGAAGAUCGUGUUUUGUGAGCAAGGAGACGGUACUUCCAUUGUUGAUAAAGGAGUUGCUGUAAACCAGGCUGGUGGAGUAGGAACGAUCAUUCCUAACCUGCCUGACCAAGGCUACGAGCCUAACGCCAACCCUGAUAUGAUUCCCGCGGCAGUCGUUACCGCAGCCGACGGAGACAUAAUCUUUGAUUAUAUAAACAAAAAUCAAUCGCCAACUGCCAAAAUUGUAUUUAAAGGAACAGUAAUCGGAAAUUCUCCGUCUGCACCGCGUGUGGCAGCUUUCUCAGGCCGGGGGCCCAAUAAAUUAACUCCUGAAAUUCUCAAACCAGAUGUGAUUGCACCGGGAGUUAACAUCCUAGCGGCCUACACUGGCGCAAAAGCACCCUCCGAUAACAUCAUGGAUGAUAGAAGAUCGGAGUUCAUGAUUAUGUCCGGCACCUCCAUGGCAUGUCCUCACGUCAGUGGAUUGGCCGCCAUGCUUAGAAAGCUCUAUCCAACUUGGAGCCCUGCUGCCAUCAAGUCUGCGCUCAUGACAACUGCUUACACUCUGGAUAAUUCCGGAAAGAGUCUCAUAGAUCUUCACACUGGAGAGCCAUCCGUGCCCUAUGCUCAUGGAUCUGGACACGUUGAUCCAUCCCACGCAGUAGAUCCAGGUCUAGUCUAUGAUGCCGGAGUUGAUGAUUAUGUGGAUUUUUUAUGUACCAUUGGGUAUGACAGCAAGGAAAUUGCGUUGUUCCUGCGGAAUUCUCCUCUGGUGGAUUGCAGCAGGCGGGAUUUGGAUAAUCCAGGCUCUCUAAAUUACCCUUCCUUUGCAGUUUUUUUCAAAAAGAAUCUCCAAACUGUGAAGUACAAGAGAAGUGUUAAAAAUGUGGGGAAGGUGAAGAAUGUUGCUUAUCAGGUAACACUGGUUACACCCCCAAAUGUUCGUGUGAAUGUGUCACCGAGUAGGCUGGUGUUUAGUGACAAAAUCGAUACACUAUCUUAUGAGGUAACUUUUGAAAGCAUUCAACAAUCUGAUACUUCAUUCGGGUCUUUAAAAUGGAGUGAUGGGACGCACCUUGUUACUAGCCCAAUAGCGGUGAUUUGGGAAACGCCUUCAGUCUCUCAACUCUAAAUGUGUGCACCCAUGAACCUAGUUUAUUCCUAUGUAGUCCAUGCAAUUAUGUGUGAUAUAUAUAUAUCCUAUCAAUAAAUAAAUGUAUGUGAAAAUGGGCAUAGUUCACUGUUAUGUAGCCCAUAUAAUGAAUUAAAUCCACGCAUAAUCUAUUAUGGUGGAGGACAAAUGUUUUUAUGAUAUUGUUAUUACUAUUGUAAUAUAUUGUCAUUAAUACUGUAUAUGUUAGCUUAAAUAAUCUGUACGAUCAAAUCGACAACUCUUAACUCAUAUUAUUUUUGUUUAUUUGCUAAA
This is a messenger RNA of Ipomoea triloba (trilobed morning glory), 2618 nucleotides long. RefSeq names its product subtilisin-like protease SBT1.4. Lineage: Eukaryota; Viridiplantae; Streptophyta; Magnoliopsida; Solanales; Convolvulaceae. Gene Ontology annotation, molecular function: serine-type endopeptidase activity. The transcript has a single exon. Bases 9 to 2324 code for a protein of 771 amino acids. The record is from RefSeq and is a predicted model, not a curated record. Gene Ontology annotation, biological process: proteolysis.